AUGGUGGACGGUGGCGGUGAUGGGCUGGAGUGGAGGGAGAUGAGGCACAAAGUAGCUACUGCAUACCCUCCCCAAACUAAUGAGCAAGCUAAGUUGUCCAAUAGAGAGAUAAAAGGUGUUCUUGAGAAAGUGGUGAACCCCAAACACAAGGAUUGGUCCAAGAGGUUAGAUGACGGAUUGUGGGCCUAUAGAACAGCUUUCAAGACACCAUUGGGGAUGUCACCAUAUUGUUUGGUGUUUGGCAAUGCUUGCCAUUUACCGGUGGAACUUGAGAACCGUGCUGAUUGGGCUAUUCAAACACUCAAUAUGUAUUUGCAACUUGGAGGAGAAAAGAGAAUGUUGUAG
This is a messenger RNA of Humulus lupulus (European hop), 345 nucleotides long. RefSeq lists its product as uncharacterized. Gene Ontology annotation, molecular function: nucleic acid binding. The coding region runs from base 1 to 345 and encodes 114 amino acids. The transcript is spliced from 2 exons. The record is from RefSeq and is a predicted model, not a curated record. NCBI's taxonomy places the organism in Eukaryota, Viridiplantae, Streptophyta, Magnoliopsida, Rosales, Cannabaceae.